Molecule: messenger RNA, 5113 nt
Organism: Falco peregrinus (peregrine falcon)
Lineage: Eukaryota; Metazoa; Chordata; Aves; Falconiformes; Falconidae
Gene: PLA2G15
Product: phospholipase A2 group XV
Exons: 6
Coding region: 129-1376 (415 amino acids)
Biological process (GO): phosphatidylcholine metabolic process; ceramide metabolic process
Cellular component (GO): lysosome
Source: RefSeq, a predicted model, not a curated record
CUUUUUCGGCCGGGCCGGGCGGCGGGGCCGCACUCCGGUGGCGGCCGCGGCAGCCCCGACGGAGCGACUGCGACGCGCCCGGCGCGGGGUGGCGGUGGCUCCCGGCCCCGGGGUUAUGCGCUGGGGUGAUGGUCCCGCCGGCCGGCGCCAGGCUCCUCCCGCUCCCGGGCGGGAGCCCCCUCCUCAGCCUCCUGCUGCUGCUGCUCUGCCCCGGCGGCGGGUGCCUGCCGCGCCGCCGGCCCGCGGGGCCGCCCGUGGUGCUGGUUCCAGGAGACUUGGGUAAUCAGUUGGAAGCCAAGUUAGAUAAGCCAUCGGUAGUGCAUUAUCUCUGCUCUAAGAAGACAGACAGUUAUUUUACACUCUGGCUGAAUUUAGAAUUGCUUCUGCCAGUCAUCAUUGACUGCUGGAUUGAUAAUAUCAGGCUGGUAUAUAAUCGAACAAGUAAGAUUACAGAACCACCAGAUGGAGUGGAUAUCAGAGUGCCAGGGUUUGGGCAGACAUUUUCCCUGGAAUUCCUCGACCCAAGUAAAAGGAGCGUUGGCAGUUACUUUUAUAUGCUGGUGCAGAGUUUAGUAGAUUGGGGCUACAAACGCGAUGAAGACGUAAGAGGAGCACCUUAUGACUGGCGAAAGGCACCAAAUGAGAAUGGAGACUAUUUUGUGGCCCUUCGCAAGAUGAUAGAGUUAAUGUAUGAGCAGUAUGGAAGUCCUGUUGUUUUAAUUGCCCACAGUAUGGGUAAUAUGUACACCCUCUACUUCCUCAACCAUCAGACUCAGGAUUGGAAAGACAAGUACAUAAGGGAUUAUGUGUCAUUAGGCGCUCCAUGGGGAGGAGUGGCUAAAACUCUCCGUGUGCUGGCUUCAGGUGACAACAAUAGAAUACCUGUUAUCAGUUCGCUCAAGAUUAGAGACCAGCAGAGAUCAGCGGUUUCCACAAAUUGGAUGCUCCCCUACAACUACACAUGGCCUCCAGAUAAGGUCUUUGUAAGCACACCUACAGCUAACUAUACUCUUCGGGAUUACCGAAAAUUCUACAGGGACAUCAAUUUUGAAGAUGGCUGGCUCAUGAGACAAGACACUGAACCCUUGGUCUACCAGAUGACACCACCUGGUGUGCGUAUACACUGUCUUUAUGGUACUGGCGUGGAAACACCUGAUUCUUUCCAUUAUGAAAGCUUUCCUGACAAAGAACCCAAGAUUCUUUACAGCGAUGGGGACGGUACCGUAAACUUACAGAGUGCCUUGCAAUGUCAAAAGUGGGUGGACAUGCAAAAACAGGAAGUCAUGAUACUUGAGCUUUCAGGAAAUGAGCAUAUUCAGAUGCUAUCUAAUGAUACUACUAUCUCCUAUGUGAAAAAGCUGCUUUUUAAUUUGUGAUACCUUGUGUUGACAAUUAUUUUCCUCACCUGUGAUGCCUUCCCUUAAAUAUGGGAAAAUGCCUUUUAAUCCCUUGAUAUUUAGAUAUUUGAAUUAUUUAUUUUGUGGGUUUUUUUAAGGCUGUGUUUAAGAAGUUGUUUGGUGUCCUAAAUGAUUGUUUGUCUCUGAUUUGUGUUUAUGAUGCUUAUAUGGUACUUCCAUAUUCUGCAAAUUUGGUCAAAUAUGCAUUUUGGUGCCUCUAGUGUUGUGUCCAAUAUUCAUACAGACUUUCAUUUGGAGAUUGUGCAGCCCCUUGCACAUACUACGUAGAAUCAUAGAUACCAGAGUUCCUUUGUGUGGUCUUUGCAGGGUGUGGAGUGGGAGGGCUAGGAUGGAUCGCAAUUUCAGAUGCCCAUUAAACAAGGGAAUGAUAUUAACAAUUUGGGAAGCACAGUAAACUUCUUAAAGGGUAUUGCAUAUUCUGAUUCGCAGCUCCCAGUACCUUAGUUUGUAAAUGUGCAUGUCUACUAGGUAAGAUAGGGAAGAGCUCUGCCUGGUACUGUGCUUUUUGUCAUAAUCCAGCCUUUCUUUUAUUACAGCUUUUGGGGAAAAAGAUAGAUGUGUGAAUUACUUGAAGCUUCUUACUAGGCACCUUUUUUUGUUUUCUUUUUUAAAAGAAGGAGAAAUUGUUUGCUCGUUAACUUCUAGAACCUGAUUACAUAUGAUUUGGAAUCGGAGGAAUACCUUGUGCUUUAUCGAUCAAUGAGGGAAAGAAGCUAAACAGUGGUUGGUGCUUGCAGUAACUGUAGCUGUGUGGAGUAGCACAUAAAGUUAAUUGAAUAUUGGCAAUCAAUCCAUACAGUGCAGAAUUGCAUUUUUGGGUGAAAAACAAUCUCCUGUAGUGGAAAUUAUAAGGGAUGGUGGGCGUUAAUUCAAAAAGAAGAGUCAACUUCCUGAAAUGGGGUGAGGAAUAGAAGGCAGCAUAAUACGGUAUGAAGUGUAAACCUUGUUCUCAGUCAGACUCUGAUCUUAGCUUAGGCUCUGAUCCAGCUACUGACCAACUGCUGAUUGGAUCAACAGUACAUUCAGCUGAAAAGGAACUCUGUUUUAACACUAAUUUCCCAUAGAUUACAAUUUCCAUUAUUGCUUUUUGAACAAGUUGGGAUACGCUGUUCCUUAAAUGUUUCUAUAAAUUGCUGAACAUGCAGCUGUGUUAAUUUGCUACAGUAUUGUUUUACUCAAUGUUUAAAAAAUAGUAAUUCAGUUCUCAGCUCCACAGAAAUGAUAGCCUAAAGGCCACCGUAUUUACAACCUUGAUUACAGAAGUCCUGUUGGAGAGUUUCACUCAAAGAUUCUCUCUUGCUUGCUUUAAAACCAGUCACCCAGUUAGACUGCACUUAAGUCUUCUGAAAACACAGUUUUAAAUGCUUUCAAAAUGCUAGGUCCUCCAAGAAAAAUGUUUAAAGAGUUUUAGAAACUCAUCAGAACUAUUAAGGAUUCAUUUCUUAAGAAACUGAAGUUGUCUAAAGGGUAAAGUUUUUAACUAUUCUGGUAGCAUGCAUAAAAUGUUUGCUGCCAUUAGAUGUUUAAGUAAGAUGUGUUGAAAUGACAGGCUUGAACCCUUGUUACUACAGAAUGCAAACAUUUUGGCAUAGGAGGUAGGUUUCAGGCUUUAAGGUUUAAUUCAGAAAUGACUUAAAUCCAUAACAACUUGAACUAGGGUCACAGAUAAGCCAAGUAUCUUCCUUACAUAGCUUAACUUUUCCUCCUGCAUUUUCCCUAUUACUUUUGCUGAGGGAGAGUACAGUUUUCCUGAUUUUUAAAACAGAAUGUUUAUCUUCUCAGUUGCCAAGGAACCUAUAGUUCAGCAGCAAUAUUGCCUAAACUUUUCCAGAGUAAUUACUGAGCUGCCCCAAGCCAUUUGUAAUUGAUAAUGUUGAAAUAAAAAAACUAACAACCAACCACCACCCCAACACCAAACAACAAUAGUAACACCCCCCCACACACACACACCCCCACCCCCACCCACCCCAAGUCCUUUAGCCAAGUGUUCUAUUUUACGCAGGGCUGUCAGCUGGAUAAGCUUCAAGUUUGUGUUCCAAGACUGCUCAAAGACAAUAAAGCUUUUCCUGUGGUCUGACUCAAUUUUUGAAUACAUUGCUAUGUUACUGGUUUACAACAGAAAGAAAUUACAGAGAACAGCUUAUCACAAUCUGUAUUUCAUGCUGCAGUAGAAUGCCUGUUAAUAAGCACUGGAAUGAGUGGAGCCGUAUUGCAGGAUACCAACAUGGGCAUGAAAGGCUGAAAAAAAUUGAAAAACCUCAUAGAUAAACAGUUCUUAACCUGAUCUAGGGAAUGUUUCUGAACUUCAUUUAGAUCCUUGCCUAUUAACCUGUGGCAUUUUUUCUUUAUACUAAGAGUUUAGCUUCAGGGGGUUUUGUGAUUCGAAAUUCUAAAAUACAGGAUUCCAAAAGAUGGUCUUAUUUUGUUGUUGUCCUUUUUUCCUUUACUACUCCUUUUUAAUACUAGGUUUUGUGCCCCAGAAGAAAAAAACCUGAAACCUCUUGCUCUUUAAUUUUUGGCAACCUAGUAUUACUGUGUUUCUGAGAUCAGUUGAUUGUAUCUUUUAAGAUUGUAAAUCAGCUUUCCAUUAGUUGAGAUGCCCUAGAGUGUGUUUCUUUAAAUAAACUUGUGUUAACCUGGUAAAAUGAAGUGGAAAGUUUUUCAGGGCUUGUUUUGUUUGUUUGUCACGAUAAAGCCUUGUUGUGCAAGAAUGUGUGUACCAGAGUUCUGAGUACUGUGUUAGAGCAAGCACGGUGCUUCUGGCGAGACUUUGAUUGGAUGUCACGGUUCUGCAGGGUAUAGUUCUGUUUGAUGUCCAGAAGUUGUGAUUUUUCUACCAAAUCAUCUCCAACCCUUUCAUUUUAAGUGUCUUGCAUAUUAGGAUGGAGUUCUCAUUGAAAAGUGAAUGCAGGAAGUAAAACUGCGUUAUUCUAGUAGCUGAAACUGAACCACUUCACUCGGCAUGUUGAGAAGAGCUUACUGACUAUGGCAUGUUCCUCUACAAGGCAAGAGUAUUUAGCAUUACUGUUACAGGCCUGCUAGAGCCAGGUGCAUUGGAGCAGCCUAGAUUCUUGUGGGGAGAGAGGUCUUUAAGAAAUAAAUCUUUGAGGACAAUGUGGCACUUCCUUAAGAGGAGUAACUGAGGUGCUUUGCCACACUACACAGUUGAAAUGUUUGAAUUUACCGAUACGUCUUUGUGUUAUACCUAACACGUACUGAUCAUCUAUCUCUUUCCAUAAUUUUUCCUUGGUUUUAUUCUUCCAGGAUACUUUAAGAAACCAAAAAUACUCUUGUGGACCAAAUGUAUUUCUUAUUUUUGACAAAAUGUAUAGAAAAUGCUGAAGAAGCUUUUAGCUGUCAUUGUAAUACUUCUGAAGAGGUUCAGAGUCACUGUGUGAUUCUGCUAAAAAAAAUAGAAAGCUUCAAUAACUAGCAAUAAUUGCAAAGGACUUGCAGGCCAAAGGAAGGAAUGUUUGGUAUUAAGGUAGUUCUUGGAGCACGGUGUGUUCAAGGCCCUCUUAAAUUCAGGGAAUGUUUGGCAAUGACUUUGCUGCUCUACACUUAACAGUAUUUUGUAUGGAACAUAUUCUGAGACCUAGCAUUUUCUAUGCUCUUUUUGUGUAUUGAAUGCAUUCAAUAGAUUUUGAAUAUUUUAUUGUCAAUCUUUGAUAACAUAAUAAAGUUGAUCUAAUACA